GUGAGGGGAGAAAUGGCCUCAGGACAGGAAGAGCAAGACAGCAUCAGGAGUGCGCGGCAGCCUCCUCGUCACAUUGUUACAGCUCUCUGUGCCAGAUUAAACAUGUUGGAUGAACGGGCAGCAUUAAAAAUACGCGGGGCCACAGUGCACUUCUCCUGCGAUGAGGGCUACGAGCUCCAGGGCUCCAAGAGUAUCACCUGCAUGCGUGUGACGGACAGCUAUGUGGGCUGGAGUGAUGACCGGCCCAUCUGCAGAGCACCCAUGUGUGGUGGUCAGCUUCGUGGUCCCAGUGGUGUCAUCACAUCUCCAAACUUUCCAGUCCAGUACGAUAACAACGCCAACUGUACCUGGAUCAUUACAGCAUCAGAUCACAACAAGGUGAUAAAGCUGACCUUUGAAGACUUUGACCUGGAGCGUGGCUACGACACCCUAACAGUGGGUGACGGAGCUGUAAUUGGGGAUCAGAGGACCGUCUUUCAUGUGCUGUCGGGGACCAGCACUCCAGACCUUGUGGUCAGCACCAGCCAUCAGAUGUGGCUGAAUUUCAAGACAGAUGACACCAGUGGUUCCCUGGGUUUCAAGGUGUCUUACGAGGAAAUUGACCAGGGCGGGUGUGGAGACCCUGGAAUCCCGGCCUACGGCAAGCGAGAAGGCGCAGGCUUCCGGCACGGGGACAGGCUGUAUUUUGAAUGCUUGCCUGCUUUUGAGUUGGUGGGCAAAAAGAACAUCACCUGUCAAAAGAACAACCAGUGGUCAGCCAAGAAGCCCAGCUGUGUGUUCUCCUGCUUCUUUAACUUCACCACUCCAUCUGGAGUCUUGCUGUCACCCAACUACCCUCAGGAGUACGGCAACAACAUGCAUUGCGUGUGGCUGAUCAUCGCUAAGCCGGAGAGCCGCAUCAACCUGGCCUUCAACGACCUGAGCAUGGAGAAACAGUUCGACUUCCUGUCCAUCAAAGAUGGGGGCAAGGCCGAGUCGCCCAUUUUGGGCACUUUUUCUGGUGACGUGCUGCCCUCACCCAUCACCACCAGCGGGCAUGUGGCACGACUAGAGUUUCUCACAGACCACACGUACACAGACCGUGGCUUCAACAUCACCUUCACCACGUUUCGGCACAAUGAGUGCCCCGACCCUGGCGUGCCUGUCAAUGGAAAGCGCUUUGGGGAGAGCCUUCAACUCGGCAGCUCCAUCUCCUUCCUGUGUGAGGAAGGCUUUGUGAAGACCCAUGGCUCUCAGACCAUCUCCUGCAUCCUCAAAGACGGCAACGUGGUAUGGGACAAUGCUGUGCCACGCUGUGAAGCUCCAUGCGGUGGAGACCUGAAAGCCCCCAGUGGCAUCAUCCUGUCCCCAGGGUGGCCUGAGCUCUAUAAAGAAGCCCUCAACUGUGAGUGGAUUAUCGAGGCUCCACCUGGAUACCCCAUCAAGAUCAUCUUUGACAAGUUCCGAACGGAGGUGAAUUACGAUGUUCUGGAGGUGCGGGACGGGCGCUAUCCCUCCUCGCCUCUGAUUGGUAGUUACCAAGGUACCCAAGUGCCGCAGUUCCUCAUCAGCACCUCCAACUUCCUGUACCUGCUCUUCUCCACUGACAAGAGCCAUUCAGACAUCGGCUUUCGCAUCAGAUAUGAAAGUAUGGACUUUUACCACUGUGUUGACCCUGGGAUCCCGGUCAAUGGCCAACGGCACGGCAACGACUUUUACGUGGGGGCGCUAGUGACGUUUAGUUGUGAAGCAGGAUACACACUGAGUGACCCUGAGCCUCUGGAAUGCGAACCGAACUUCCAGUGGAAUCGGCCCCUCCCCAGCUGCGAUGCUCUCUGCGGUGGGUUUAUUCAGGGAAACUCUGGCACCAUUCUGUCGCCCGGCUUUCCAGACUUCUACCCCCACAACCUCAACUGCACCUGGAUGAUUGAGACCUCACAUGGCAAAGGUGUCCAGUUUACAUUCCACACGUUUCAUCUGGAAAGUCCUCAUGACUAUCUGCUGGUGACAGAGAAUGGUAGUUUCUCUCAGCCACUGUGGAGACUGACCGGCUCUACUCUGCCCCCUCCUCUCAGUGCUGGUCUGUUUGGGAACUACACUGCUCAGAUCCGAUUCCUCUCUGACUUCUCUGUCUCUUACGAGGGCUUCAACAUCACCUUCUCAGAGUAUGAUCUAGAGCCGUGUGAGGACCCUGGCGUGCCUCCUUUCAGCACCCGUAAAGGGCUGCAGUUCGGGGUGGGGGACGCGCUCAUCUUCUCCUGCUUCCCUGGGUACCGGUUGGAGGGGCCAGCGAGGGUGGUGUGUUUAGGGGGGCGGCGGCGGGUCUGGAGUUCCCCUCUCCCAAGGUGUGUUGCUGAGUGCGGCUCCUCCGUGACGGGGAAACAAGGAGUCCUCCUCUCACCAAACUACCCCGGUUACUAUGGCAACAAUCACGAGUGCAUCUACUCCAUCCAGACACAGCCUGGCAAGGGCAUCCAGCUCCGGGCUAGAGACUUCCGCCUGGAGGAGGAUGACAUGCUGAUGGUGUACGAUGGCAACAGUAACGGUGCCCGCUUGCUGGGCGUCUUCACCGGUACAGAGCUGAUGGAGGUGACUCUGAACAGCACGUCCAGCACUAUGUUCAUGGAGUUUAUCAGUAACAGUGAGAACACCAGCAAAGGCUUUGAGCUUCACUUCACCAGUUUUGAGCUGGUGAAAUGUGAGGAUCCAGGUGUUCCUCAGUUUGGUUAUAAGCGUGAGGAUAAGGGUCAUUUUGCAGGAAGCACCGUGUCAUACAGCUGUGACCCGGGAUACACUCUGAAGGGUACAGAGGUGCUGACGUGUCUCAGAGGGGAGAGGAGGGCGUGGAACAGCCCCCUCCCACAGUGCGUGGCCGAGUGUGGGGGCGCAAUUAAGGACGAGCCGGCGGGUCGGAUCCUGUCUCCUGGUUACCCCGCACCCUACGAGCACAACCUGCACUGCGUGUGGACCAUCGAGGCUGCACCUGGAAGCACAAUCGGGCUGCAUUUCCUGGUGUUCCACACAGAAGAGGUGCAUGAUGUGUUGCGGAUCUGGGACGGGCCUCAGGAUGGUGGGGUGCUGCUGAGGGAACUGAGUGGCUCCAGUCUGCCCCCGGACCUCCACAGCACCUUCAACUCCAUCAGCCUGCAAUUCACCACCGACUUCUUCACUAGCAAGCAGGGCUUUGCUCUGCAGUUCUCAGUCUCCACAGCCACAUCUUGUAAUGACCCUGGCAUGCCCACUAAUGGCACUCGCAGUGGGGACAGCAGAGAGCCAGGGGACCAUGUGGUCUUCCAGUGCGAUCCUGGUUAUGUCCUGCAGGGGGCGACGAAAAUCACCUGCACAGAGAUCAACAACCGUUUCUUCUGGCAGCCUGAUCCACCUACCUGCUCAGCUCCCUGUGGGGGAAAUCUGACAGGUCCAAGUGGUCUGAUUCUGUCUCCUGAGUACCCAGAGCCCUACCCUCAUGGUAGAGAAUGUGACUGGACAGUCAGUGUAACUCCAGACUACAUCAUCUCCCUCAAUUUCAACCACUUUAGCCUGGAGCCCAGCUAUGAUUUUCUGCACAUCUAUGAUGGGCCCGACUCUCUCAGCCCACUGCUGGGCAGCUUCUAUGGCACAGAUGUCCCAGAGCGCAUCGAGAGCAGCUCCAAUACACUUUUCCUGGCCUUCCGCAGCGACGCUUCGCUAAGCAGCAAUGGCUUUGUCCUGCAGUACACAGAAAACCCCAGAGAGUCAUGCUUUGAGCCAGGCCUUGUCAGAAAUGGAACGCGCAUUGGCACAGAGUUGAAGCUGGGCUCCAUGGUCACCUACUACUGCGAUAGUGGCUACACUCUGGAGGGAGACGCCACUCUCACCUGCAUCAUGGGAUCAGACAGCAAGCCCAGCUGGAACAAACCGAAGCCUCUGUGCAUAGCUCUGUGUGGUGGUCAGUACUCUGGGCUGGAAGGAGUUGUGCUUUCCCCUGGUUAUCCUGGAAACUACAGCAGUGGGAGAACGUGUCUCUACUCAGUGACGGUACCCAAAGACUACGUGGUGUUCAGCCAGUUUGCCUUCUUCCAGACGGCUCUGAAUGAUGUGGUGGAGGUGUACGAUGGUCCUACACAACACGCUCGUGUCUUAAGCUCACUUUCUGGGGCUCAUUCAGGUGAGUCACUUCCACUGGCAACCUCCAACCAGAUCCUCAUCCGUUUCACCUCUAAAGGACAGUCCACCUCCAGAGGCUUCCACCUUGUCUACCAAGCCGUCCCUAGAACCAGCGCAACUCAGUGCAGCUCAGUCCCGGAGCCCAGGCAUGGGAGGCGCACAGGGAACAACUUUGCAGUGGGGGCUGUGGUGCGUUUCGAGUGUAACGCGGGAUACGUGCUGGAGGGCCCCAGUGCUAUCGAGUGCCUGACGGUCCCCAAUGCUCUGGCUCAGUGGAACAGCACCAUCCCCAGCUGCAUUGUACCAUGUGGGGGGAAUCUGACCCAGCGCACAGGCACCAUCCUGUCUCCUGGAUACCCUGAGCCCUACCUGAACAGUCUGAGCUGUGUGUGGAAAAUCACCGUGCCUGAAGGUUCAGGAAUACAGAUCCAGGUGAUCAGCUUUGUGACUGAGCAGAACUGGGACUCUCUGGAGGUGUUUGAUGGGGGCGACAACACAGACACCAUGCUGGGCAGCUUCUCAGGUACCUCAGUUCCUGCGCUCUUGAACAGCACCUCCAACCAGCUCUACCUGCACUUCUUCUCUGAUAUAAGUGUGUCUGCAGCUGGCUUUAGGCUGGAGUACAAGACGGUGUCCCUCACAAGCUGUCCUGAACCAAUUAUACCUAUGAAUGGGUUCAAAGUGGGCGAGCGUUUACAGAUGAACAAUGUCGUGUCCUUCCAGUGUGAUCCUGGAUAUACUCUACAGGGAGUGUCGCACAUCACCUGCAUGCCAGGAACUGUGCGGCGUUGGAAUUACCCUCCACCACUCUGCAUUGCACAAUGUGGUGGGAUCAGAGAAGAGAUGGAAGGAACCAUCCUGAGCCCUGGUUUCCCAGGAAACUACCCUAGCAACAGUGACUGCACUUGGAGGAUCUACCUCCCAGUCGGCUAUGGAGCCCACAUUCAGUUUCUCAAUUUCUCAACUGAGGCCAAUCAUGACUUCCUGGAAAUCCGGAACGGCCCUUUCGACACCAGCACUGUGAUUGGCAGAUUCAGUGGGCAGGAUGUGCCAGCGUCUCUUCUGACCACAUCCCAUGAAACCACAGUGUAUUUCCAUAGUGACCACUCUCAGAACAAACCAGGAUUCAGAUUUGAUUACCAAGCCUAUGAGCUCCAAGAAUGUCCAGACCCUGAACCCUUUCGCCACGGUGUGGUGGUCGGUGCCGGGUACAACGUAGGACAGUCCAUCUCCUUCGAGUGCUACCCAGGAUACCAGCUUAUGGGACAGUCGAUUUUAACCUGCCAGCAUGGCACAACCCGCAACUGGGAUCACCCUUUUCCUCGCUGUGAAGUGCCCUGCGGAGGGAAUAUUACAUCAGACAACGGAACUAUCUUCUCUCCCGGUUACCCAGAGGACUACCCCAAUUCGGUGGACUGCACGUGGCUCAUCACGGUGGCCCCUGGCUUGGGUGUGCGCCUGAACUUCACUCUGAUGCAAAUCCAUGGGCCCCAUGACUUCAUCACUGUAUGGGAUGGGCCUCAAGAGACCACACGCAAGCUGGGCGUGUUCACUGAGGGCGAACCCAAUGAGCCACCUAGCAGCACAUCCAAUCAGAUCCUCAUCCGUUUCCGUAGCAACUCUGAAAAAGGUGGACUCUUCAAGAUCAACUAUCAAGCCUACAGGCUCCAGUUCUGCUUACCCCCUCCCAUCAUCCCUAAUGCAGAAAUUCUGAUGGCCAGCAAAGAGUUCAAAAUAGGUGAUAUUGUGCGCUACAGGUGUUUGCCUGGGUACCACAUGAGCGGGAACAACAUUUUAACCUGCCGAUUGGGCACACAUCUUGAGUUCGAAGGACCUCCACCUUCUUGUGAUGUGACCUGUCCCAUGAAUGAGGUGCUGACGGCUUCUACAGGGGUCAUUCUGAGCCAAUCUCCAGGCAGCGGCUUCCCCCACUUUGAGUCAUGCUCCUGGGUGGUGAAGGUGGAGCCAGGCUACAACAUCACCUUCACAAUCGAGCACUUCCAGACAAGUCGACAGUUUGAUGAGCUGGAAAUCUUUGAUGGUCCAUCCAGACAGAGUCCUCUGCUCAUCACUCUAAGUGGGAACUACUCGUCCCCUCUCAGCAUCACCAGCUCCUCAAACAAAGUCUACCUGCACUGGUCCUUUGACCACACCUCCAGCCACAAGGGCUUCCGAAUCCGCUAUUCAGCGGCAUACUGCAGCCCCCCUAACCCUCCGGUGAAUGGCUCAGUGCACAGCCAGACAGGCACAAAGCUGGGCAGUACCUUGCGCUUCAGCUGUGACCAAGGAUUCCGCCUGAUUGGCCAGAGCAGCGCCACCUGCACCCGCACCCCACAGGGCAUCUACCAAUGGAAUGCUCCUGUGCCCCUGUGCCAAGUGGUGUUGUGUGGGAUGCCCAUUGCACCAGUGAAUGGUAGUGUUGUUGGUCAGGAUUUCACUCUCGGCUCAAGAGUCACUUUCAGGUGUAACCCUGGAUUCCGAUUGGCCAACACAGUGCCGGUGUCAACAGUUUGUCAAGAGUCAGGGAGGUGGAGCCCAUUGGAAGCCCCACCCCGAUGCAUACCUGUCACCUGCCCUGACAUCGGCCACUCCGCAGUGGAACACGGGAGAUGGAGGCUUAUUUAUGGCAUGCAAAAUCAGUAUGAGGCCAUGAUGAUGCUCACCUGUGACCCUGGCUACUUCUACAAGGGUCAGAGGGUCAUCCGUUGCCAGGCCAACAGCUCCUGGGAUUAUCCUGAGCCAAGACCUGCCUGUGAAAUUAUCUCCUGUGGGGACCUUGGAACUCCUCCCAAUGGAAAUAAAAUUGGUACUCUAACUGUGUACGGAGCCACGGCCAUUUUCUCCUGUAACACGGGCUACACUCUGGUGGGCUCCAGGGUGAGGGAGUGUAUGUCCAAUGGUUUGUGGAGUGGAUCUGAGGUCCAGUGUCUUGCUGGUCACUGUGGCUCUCCUGACCCCAUUGUAAAUGGACAGAUAAUUGGCGAGAACUAUAACUAUAGGGGAAGUGUGGUUUACCAGUGCAACCCUGGCUUCAGACUGAUUGGCGUGUCCGUGCGCAUAUGUGAGCAAGACCACCGCUGGUCUGGAAAAGCCCCCGUCUGUGUCCCCAUCACAUGUGGACACCCAGGCAACCCUGCUAAUGGUGUAACCCAUGGAACUCAGUUCAACCUCAACGAUGUCGUGCGCUUUGCCUGCAAUACUGGUUAUAUGCUACAGGGGGCCGUCAAGUCUCAUUGCCAACCCAAUGGCCAGUGGAGUAACGCUUUGCCUAGAUGUAAAAUUGUGAACUGCACUGAGCCAGGCCAUGUGGAGAACAGUGUCAGACAGGUCCUGCCCAGCGGACCCCAUCGCUACAGCUUCCAGACAACCGUCUCCUACACAUGUAACCCAGGAUACUACCUGCUGGGCACCAGCAUUCUGACCUGCCAGGGAGAUGGCACCUGGGACCGCUCUCUCCCCAAAUGCCUCUUGGUGCUGUGUGAUCAUCCCAGUAUGCCUCCGUAUGCUCAGAUCUCGGGGGAUAGGCGCACAGUGGGUUCAGUGAUCCGCUACAGCUGUAUGGGCCAGCGCUCCAUCGUAGGCAACACCACCCGCAUGUGCCAGCUGGACGGCCAAUGGAGUGGCUCCCCACCACACUGCACUGGUGAUUCUGCGGGUAGAUGUGGAGACCCUGGUAUACCGGUGCAUGGGAUCCGUCUGGGCGAGGAGUUCUCCUCAGGCAGUGUGGUUCGCUUCAGCUGUGAGCCAGGCUACGUGCUGCGGGGGUCCUCAGAGCGCACCUGCCUGCCCAACAGCACCUGGCUGGGCACACAGCCCGAGUGCCAGGUGGUGUCUUGUGGCAAUCCUGGCACUCCUCGGAAUGCUCAGAUCCAAUUCCACGAUGGCCUGGUCUUCUCCCGCUCAAUUACGUACUCGUGUAGAGAGGGCUAUUAUUCCACCGGCCUGCUCACCCGCCACUGCACUGUCAAUGGAACCUGGACUGGAGACAUGCCUGAGUGCACAGUUAUUAACUGUGGGGACCCAGGAGUACCUGCAAAUGGUCUCAGACUGGGCAGUGACUUUACCUAUGGCCGCACCGUCAGCUUCCAAUGUUCUCCAGGCUUCACCAUGGAUGCUGACCGUGCGUCCACUCUCAUUUGCACAAAGGACCGCACCUGGAACAUUACCAAGCCUGUGUGCAAAGCUAUUGUCUGUGGAGCUCCACCCAGUAUCCCUAACGGGCAGGUGGUAGGGACAGACUUCCAGUGGGGUUCCAGCAUUAGCUACACCUGUAACCAGGGCUAUCAGCUCUCUCUGCCCACCAUCCUCACCUGCCAGGGCUCCGGCAACUGGAGCGGAGAAAAGCCACAGUGCUUCCCUGUGUUCUGUGGGGAUCCAGGGAUUCCAGCCCAGGGCCGGCGUGAGGACCGAGGCUUCACUUACCUCUCUUCCGUCUCAUUCUCCUGCUUUCCACCACUGGUUCUGGUUGGGUCCACGCGAAGAUACUGCCAGUAUGAUGGAACCUGGAGUGGGACCCAGCCAUCCUGUAUAGAUCCCAGUCACACCAGCUGUGUGGAUCCUGGCACUCCUCUGUUUGGAUAUCAGAACAACACUCAAGGCUAUCAGAUUGGCAGCACAGUGUUCUAUAGCUGCAGAAAGGGCUACCUGCUCCUUGGCUCCAUCUCUCGGACCUGCCUGCCCAACCUCACUUGGAGUGGCAUGCAGCCAGAGUGCAUUGCUCAUCACUGUAGUCAGCCCGAGCUCCCAGCACAGGCAGAUGCCAGAGCCAUAGAGCUGCCAUCUCUGGGCUACACGCUCAUCUACACCUGUCAGCCUGGCUUCUACCUGGCAGGGGGCUCUGAACACCGCACCUGCAGAGCGGAUGGCAGCUGGACCGGCAAGCCACCACUAUGUGCAGCUGAUAACAGACCAAGCGGAAAAACAGUUGGAACUGUGCAAGAGCCUCCCAACACGAAACUUCAGGUGCCUAGUGGAGUGUUUGCUAAGAACUCUCUGUGGAGGGGAUCGUAUGAGUACCUUGGGAAGAAGCAACCAGCCAUGCUGAGCAUAACUGCUUUUGAACCGUUCAGCAACCGGGUCAAUGGCACCCUCAUGGACCACAGUGGAGUGCAGCUCAAUCUGGCUGGUACCUACAAGAGAGAGGAGGCCCAUCUGUUGCUGCAGGUCCAUCAGAUCCGAGGACCAGUGGAGAUCUUUGUCAACAAGUUUAAAAUUGACAACUGGGCUCUAGAUGGACAUGUGUCAUAUAUGGCUUCAUCUAACUCCUUUGUGUAUCAAGGAUUUGUUCGAGGAAAAGGGUUUGGCCAGUUUGGGCUUCAGAGGCUGGAGGGUCUGGACCCAAAUGGGGAGAAUCCAGGCUACAACUUUGCCUCUAACAGCAGUUCAGUGGCAGCAGCCAUUUUAGUGCCUUUUAUAGCCAUGAUUAUAGCAGGAUUCGCUCUGUAUCUCUACAAACACAGGUAAACACUGCCCGGCUAAUCAAUCAUUGCUUUGUUUGUGCUAGUGAGAUAACAUGGUCAGAAAAGACCCAAAGUACCCUUCAACGGUUACGCAGGCCAUGAGAACACUAAUGGAAGAGCAACCUUUGAAAACCCCAUGUAUGACCGUAACAUCCAGCCCACAGACAUCAUGGCCAAUGAAUCCGAGUUCACGGUCAGCACAGUCUGCACAGCCGUAUAGCCACCGCUUUCUCCACAGGUUGAGGACGAGUUUGUUCCCCUGCCCACACGUGGGGCCCCACAGGCAGGAACGGGCUGCGUGGGUGGGCUGGAAAAGAAGAAUGGAAGCUUAUUUUCAUUUUUAACCAAUUCUAAUUAUAGCGAAAAGAGAUCGCUCCCUGAUGAUGAGGCAGGAAACAAACAAACUAAUAAAAAAAAAUCUUGACGGGGAAACACAAACAUGUUCCUCGGAGACGACAACAGCAGCGUCUGCUAUCUGAAACUCUACCUGUUCUUACAUGCGUCUGCUGUUUCUCUGGUUUUGUUUUGUUUUUUUUUUUCGGGAAGAGCUUCCUGUGGAACUUUGGCAUGGCAGAGGGGACGAUUGUGACACUCGAUUCUGUCGCUUGCCAAAAAAAAAAGAGAGAGAGCGCGAAAAAUAACGGGGUGGGCUAUUUUCAUACUGGGCUUUCAGUAGCAAGGGGCCUGCUGGUGCUGUUUUUUC
Molecule: messenger RNA, 10287 nt
Organism: Colossoma macropomum (tambaqui)
Lineage: Eukaryota; Metazoa; Chordata; Actinopteri; Characiformes; Serrasalmidae
Gene: csmd2
Product: CUB and Sushi multiple domains 2
Exons: 64
Source: RefSeq, a predicted model, not a curated record